Micropterus salmoides (largemouth bass) is the source of this 2833-nucleotide messenger RNA. RefSeq names its product lanosterol synthase (2,3-oxidosqualene-lanosterol cyclase) (gene lss). Bases 37 to 2343 code for a protein of 768 amino acids. The record is from RefSeq and is a predicted model, not a curated record. Gene Ontology annotation, cellular component: lipid droplet. Gene Ontology annotation, molecular function: lanosterol synthase activity. The transcript is spliced from 22 exons. NCBI's taxonomy places the organism in Eukaryota, Metazoa, Chordata, Actinopteri, Centrarchiformes, Centrarchidae. Gene Ontology annotation, biological process: triterpenoid biosynthetic process; cholesterol biosynthetic process.
AAUGAGCUGUACUUUAGUAGAAACACUACAUUUCCCAUGAAUGAAGCAGAAGAGGCAGAUCCUUCAGAGCAUCUGAAAAGAAAUUCGUUCGUAUGGUUCAGCGGAGGAUUCAACUCUUUUCUGUCAAUCACAGACAUGACUGAGGGAACGCACCUGCGGAGGCGAGGCGGGCCGUACAGGACAGAGCCAGCCACAGACAUGAGCCGCUGGAGGCUGACGAAUGUCGAGGGCAGGCAGACCUGGCGCUAUGUGGAAGAUCAGGACAGCCCAGACAGGGAGCAGACCAUGCUGGAAGCCCAUUCUCUAGGCUUGGACACGAGUAAGUUUGUGCCUGGCUCUCCAGCUGUCCACACAGCUGUAGAUGCAGCUCUGAAAGGUAUGCACUUCUACAGCCACCUCCAGGCUGAGGACGGUCACUGGGCAGGGGACUACGGCGGACCCCUCUUCCUGCUCCCAGGGCUCCUGAUCACAUGCCAUGUGGCUAAGAUCCCUCUGGCCGAGGCCUGGAAGAAAGAGAUGGUGAGGUACCUGCGCUCCGUCCAGCUGCCAGACGGAGGCUGGGGUCUACAUAUUGAAGAUAAGUCUACCGUCUUUGGCACAGCGCUGAGCUACACCUCAUUAAGGAUCCUGGGAGUAGAUCCUGAUGAUCCAGAUGUGGUUCGAGCCAGGAAUAACCUGCACAGCAAAGGCGGCGCUGUGGGGAUUCCCUCAUGGGGUAAAUUCUGGUUGGCCAUUUUAAAUGUCUACAGUUGGGAGGGAAUGAACACACUGCUACCAGAGAUGUGGCUGUUCCCCACUUGGAUGCCAGCCCACCCCUCUACCCUGUGGUGCCACUGCCGCCAGGUCUACCUCCCCAUGAGUUAUUGUUACGCUGUCAGACUGGCUGCAGAGGAAGACUCCCUGGUUCUCAGCCUCAGACAGGAGCUUUAUGUCCAGGACUAUGCAACCAUUAACUGGCCUGAUCAGAGGAACAACGUGGCAGCAUGUGACAUGUAUACGCCUCACAGCACACUGCUCAAUGUCGCUUACAUGGUGAUGAAUGUGUACGAAGCCCACCACAGCACCACACUGAGAGGAAGGGCUGUCAAAGAACUGUAUGAACACAUCCUGGCUGAUGACUGCUUCACUAAAUGUAUCAGCAUUGGACCGAUCUCCAAGACUAUCAACAUGCUGGUUCGCUGGUAUGUGGAUGGUCCCUCCUCUCCGGCCUUUCAGGAGCAUGUGUCCAGGAUCCCAGACUACCUCUGGUUGGGAUUAGAUGGCAUGAAAAUGCAGGGGACCAAUGGAUCUCAACUCUGGGAUACUUGCUUUGCUGUACAGGCUUUCCUUGAGGCAAGAGCCCAGGAUAACCCAAGGCUAGCCAAGUGCCUCCGAGAUGCCCAUCAGUUUCUCACCAUCACACAGAUACCUGAGAAUCCUCCCGAGUACCAGAAGUACUACAGACAAAUGAACAAGGGAGGUUUCCCCUUCAGCACCCGUGACUGUGGUUGGAUCGUGGCUGACUGCACAGCGGAGGGCCUGAAGUCAGUGAUGCUGCUGCAUGAGCUCUGUCCCUCCAUUGGCCAGCCUGUCUCCUCAGAGCGCCUAUAUGAUGCUGUCCAAGUGCUCCUGAGCAUGAGAAACUCUGACGGUGGAUUUGCCACAUAUGAAACUAAGAGAGGAGGGAAACUCCUGGAGCUGCUUAACCCCUCUGAGGUGUUUGGUGACAUCAUGAUAGAUUAUACCUAUGUGGAGUGUACCUCAGCAGUAAUGCAGGCUCUGAGGCACUUCCAGAGGGCCUACCCUGAACACCGUGCUGAGGAGAUAAGCUCGACUCUACGAGACGGGCUGGAGUACUGCAGGAGGGUGCAGAGGCCUGACGGAUCCUGGGAAGGGUCCUGGGGAGUGUGCUUCACAUAUGGAACAUGGUUUGGCCUUGAAGCCUUUGCGUGUAUGGGGCACGUCUACAAGGACGAGUAUGUGUGUGCGGAGGUGCAGAAAGCGUGUCAGUUCCUGUUGGACAUGCAGAUGUCAGAUGGAGGCUGGGGGGAGGACUUUGAGUCAUGCGAGUACCGGCGCUACAUCCAGAGCAGCACGGCUCAGAUCCACAACACCUGCUGGGCUUUGUUGGGCCUCAUGGCUGUCAGGCAUCCUGACAAGGGGGCCAUUGAGAAAGGAGUACAGCUGCUGAUUGACAAGCAGCUGCCUAACGGUGACUGGCCACAGGAGAAUAUUGCAGGUGUGUUCAACAAGAGCUGUGCUAUAAGCUACACCUCCUACAGAAACAUCUUCCCAGUCUGGACCCUUGGCCGCUUCUCAACACUUUACCCCAGCAGUGCAUUGGCUGGGAAGAUCAAGCUGUGAAGACCUUUAAAAGGUCAUAGUUCAUCUGACUAUCUUCCAGGACGAAGAAACAUAAUGUCUUCAACAGCAUUCAGACAAUAAAUGGAAAGUGUAUAUUCUUUUGUGGGUGACAUAUUUUCUGACACGACCACAACUGUCCUGACGGAUUAUCAAGUGUUAAUUCAGCCUUCAAAUGAUGCAUCAUUUCUGUGUCUGUGUGUAGCUACACUAUGGACAAAUUAACACUUCAUCUGUGUUGAAUCCAUCAGAUAAAGUAACGCAUUUUAUUCUUAGAAUUUUAUUUCUAUGUUGACAUACCAGGAUGACUCCUCCACCAGAGCUUAUCUUUACAGAUCUGUUGUGAUAAUCUGCUGCUAUCCAAGACGCCCAGUUAAUGCUGGUCUGGUUUAUAAAUUGUAUAAAAGCAUUUAUGUCCAUGUUGCCUUAUAUCCCUGUCCCUUACUUAACAUGUCCAUUUAUAAUGAAUAAUUUUUCGUUGGUGUUAUCAUGA